Messenger RNA from Dendronephthya gigantea, 312 nucleotides. RefSeq names its product codanin-1-like. NCBI's taxonomy places the organism in Eukaryota, Metazoa, Cnidaria, Anthozoa, Malacalcyonacea, Nephtheidae. Gene Ontology annotation, cellular component: nucleus. The transcript is spliced from 4 exons. Bases 1 to 312 code for a protein of 103 amino acids. The record is from RefSeq and is a predicted model, not a curated record. Gene Ontology annotation, biological process: chromatin organization.
AUGAUGGAUAGUGUUUCUCCGUUUCUGGAUUACUACAGCAAAGUUUUUGAUUUCCUACAUCAUAUUUACAGAAAUAUGUUGUCUCAAAAUUCCUCUCCCAAUAUGAAUCGCAAUAGCUUAAUGUUGAGCGUGGCUUUAGGUUGGUUGUUUGAGAUUCCUGUUAUUCCAGAAACGAUGUUCACGAAUUUUUCCGAGAGGAUGUCCUGUGAUUCUGAAUUGAGAAAUUCGACCUCGGCAUUGGAUAAGAUGAACUUGGUUGACCAACAUCUUUUAUAUACAUGCUGUCCCUACCGUUGUGAACUAUCAAUCUAA